Girardinichthys multiradiatus is the source of this 5730-nucleotide messenger RNA. RefSeq names its product paxillin-like. The record is from RefSeq and is a predicted model, not a curated record. Bases 1 to 3183 code for a protein of 1060 amino acids. NCBI's taxonomy places the organism in Eukaryota, Metazoa, Chordata, Actinopteri, Cyprinodontiformes, Goodeidae. Gene Ontology annotation, biological process: transforming growth factor beta receptor signaling pathway; substrate adhesion-dependent cell spreading; endothelial cell migration. The transcript has 11 exons.
AUGAACUCAUCUCUGGGCAGCAACCUGUCUGAGCUGGACCGGCUGCUGCUGGAGCUCAACGCCGUGCAGCAGAGCACCCCGGCCUUUCCCACAGAAGUAGCUCCACCACUGCCUGCAAGCAGCACCAACCGCCACAUCCAGGAGAAUGGUGUCUCCGCUCCAGGUAAAGUCCCUCCACCCUUUCCGGAGAAGCCGAAGCGCGUUGUGGCAACUCGAGAAAUAGAGGAUGCACGGCCGAGUGUGGAGAGCCUUCUAGAUGAGCUGGAAAGUUCUGUGCCCACACCCAUUCCCACAACCAUGGUGGUCUCAGAUGAGCCGAAUCACGGACAAGCGGAGAGCCUGUCUCAGCAACAAGCCAGAAUGUCUGCGUCCUCUGCCACACGAGAGUUAGAUGAACUCAUGGCUUCCCUGUCUGACUUCAAAGUCCAAAGCAAUUCCAGCUCUCAGUUGUCGGUCAAUCAGGAUUCUGGUGAUCCUUUUUUGGGUGCUGGAUCACCUGUUGUUCCAGCUGUAGCAGACCUAUCUGUAACACCUCAGGAUACUCCUCUACCUUUGGGCUCCACUUCCCCUUCUUCGACACUUCUUUCAGUGGAACUUCACAUAGAUGAGGAGGGUUACUCAGUUCCUACAUCUUUAUGUGGUCCAACUGUAGUAACUACAUCUUCUAAGAACCUUCAGUACUCCCGGAUCCAACAGAAAGAUCAAGGUGGAACUGUCACAUCUGAGGUCUCACAUUUGGAGAGCUUUAAUGUCUCCAGUGCUUUGACGCCUCCAACCCAAAGGGAAGUUAGCAGUCCUGCACAUACUUUAUUAACAAAGGUUUCUGCAUGUAAAGAUACUGCUGCAAGAAGCUCCAGUCCAGCCGUCGUACCCAAGAGUCCAGUUACUCAAUCUAAAAUUCCCAGUCCCAGUAAAGCAAAAAGUCCCAGUCCUGCUGACAUAAAAUCUAAAAGCCAAGUAUUUACAAAGGGUCUAAGUCCAGUUAUGGUGCCCACUCUCCUGGAAGCUGUUCCCAGGCCAUCUAGUCCAAUAACUGUUCCUAGGUUUUCAAGUCCGGUUCCAAAAAGUGCAAGUCCAUUGUCAGUCCCUGCUCUCUCUAGCCCACUGUCUGUCCCGAGGAGUGCUAGUCCUGACACAGUUGGACGAAGUUCUAGUCCUGUGACUAUUCCAUUUCGUUGUAGUCCUGUUCCAAAGACUGCAAGUCCUCUGACUCUUCCUCAUAACUCCACUUCUCUACCCAAGAGCUUUGGUGCUGAAGCAAUUCAAAGAAAUUCCUCCCCGGUAACGCUUCCAAGUCUUUCAAGUCCAGUAACAGUUCCAAAGAGUGACAAUUGGGUUCCUAAGGGUAGUCCUCAAGUCUUUAGAAAAACAUUCACUACAUCACACACCAGUAGCCCCAGAGCUUCUCCAGUUUCUCUUGCUAGUGUGCCAAUAAACACCCAAAAUUCCCCAGAAAAUACAGGAGAUGUCUUGGAUUUGACAUGGCCAUGCCAGGAACCUUUACUGGAUGACGCCUUUGAUAAAAUCCUCGCUCCCGAUUCUAAUCAGCUGACUGAGAACCAGCCUCCUGCAUGUGUAGUUCCUGGUGAUGAAGAAAAAUCCUGGGAGGAAGAAGUUGGAAUUUACCCUGAAUUUAGCAGAGAAGGGACCCUGACGCCCAUGACUGAGUCGAGUUGGAUGGAUGAGUGCUUCACCCCCUCCUCCUGCCCCGGGACGCCAGAUGCAGCGCUGGACCUGCCAGUACAGCAGCCCUCUACUGUCGAUCGACUGUCUGCGUCUGGUCAACUCAAGUCGGUUAUCCGCCGCACCAAAGAGACAUCCAAUGUGCAUCCGAUGUACAGGGAGGGAUUGCUCAGACGUAAGAUGGGACCAAUCAUUGUGAAUAAAAGCAACUCCCAAGAUCGGCUCAUUGAGGAACUGCAGGGAAAGCUGGGGAUUGGGCGAGUGGAGCGUAGGCGGAAACAACAGCCGGAUGAUUGGUUGACGGAAGGAGUCAUCGUUAUGUCCAACCCGCAAAGAACACGGGAGGAAGGGAUCCAGCCACCUGUGGAUAAGAUCAUCAUCCCUCCCGAAUCACCUGCCCCACAGAGAAAAGUCCUCCCUCCUCCGCUGUCUCCCCCAGCACCCAAAAAGCCCCCACCAGUCAACCAGACACCCCCACCACUACCUCCGCCACCUCCAACACCCCCUCCUCCACGAGAGCCCACCCCUCCACCCCCAAAGGAGCCCACACCUUCCCCCAUCUUGCCCCCUCCAUCACCUAGUCCUCCACCUAAGCCUGUCACACCACCCCCAGCCCCCAAGGUCUUUGUAUCAGUUGGUUGUCAGACAGAGUACGACCCCGUCUUCCCACCAAUGCAGAUCCAGUCACAAGGGAAGGGCUCAACAGGUGCACCGGCCAACAAGUUGGACAACAUGUUGGGAAGCCUGCAGUCGGACCUCAACAGACUCGGAGUCCAGACCAACGCUAAGGGGGUCUGUGGUGCCUGCAAGAAACCAAUUGCUGGACAGGUGGUGACUGCCAUGGGCAGAACAUGGCACCCAGAGCACUUUGUGUGCACCCACUGCCAGGAAGAGAUAGGCUCUAAAAACUUCUUUGAGCGUGAUGGGCUGCCUUACUGCGAGAAAGACUACCACAACCUGUUCUCACCGCGCUGCCACUACUGUAACGGACCCAUUCUGGACAAAGUAGUGACAGCUUUGGACAAGACCUGGCAUCCAGAGCACUUCUUCUGUGCUCAGUGUGGAUCCUUUUUUGGGCCAGAAGGUUUCCAUGUUAAGGAUGGAAAGGCGUUCUGCAGAAAGGACUACUUUGACAUGUUUGCUCCUAAAUGUGGCGGCUGUACCCGGGCCAUUCUGGAGAACUACAUCUCUGCCCUGAACUCACUCUGGCACCCUGAAUGCUUCGUGUGCAGGGAGUGCUUCACCCCGUUCAUAAACGGCAGCUUCUUCGACCACGACGGCCAGCCGUACUGCGAGUCCCAUUACCACGAGCGCCGCGGCUCCCUGUGCUCCGGCUGCCAGAAACCCAUCACCGGCCGCUGCAUCACAGCCAUGGGCAAGAAGUUUCACCCGGAGCAUUUUGUGUGCGCUUUCUGCCUCAAGCAGCUAAACAAGGGCACCUUCAAAGAGCAGAACGACAAGCCGUACUGCCACGGCUGCUUCGUGAAACUCUUCAGUUAGACUAUGUCUGCUGUAUGUGCAAUGAGUGUGAGUAAGAAUGCACAAGGGGAUUAAGGUGCACCUAUGUGUCUAUGUGCGUCGCUCAGAGUUUUUAAACACAUAAUGAGGGUAGAAAUGUUUCUAUCAGGUAUGACACUGAAAGGGAUUUGCCACCUUUUACACUUUUACUAAAGGCCUGUCAAUGGAGCCCACAGAGAUUUUUAUUUGGAUUUUUGUUCCUGAGUGUGCCAGGAACAAGAAAGAAAAUGUUGCUUUCUUCUUGUUUGUGUGUAAAUGAAUAGUUUUGAUUUGUAAAGUAUUUUCCCCAUUUAGCAGAGCAAGACCUUGCAUCACAUGAUGGUUGGCCUGUGCUGACUGUUUUUGCAGAUCUGAGACAGCUGCUUGAUUGCAUGGACCACUGAGAGUAAAUAUAAACAGUUUUAAAGUACUAUGAGUGUUUUGAUGAGCAGUGUUUGGACACUGAGUAGUUAUAAAAGAUGUAUUUUUCUAAUUCUGGAAACUUCUGAGGUGCCAUUUUGGAAUACCUGAACCACUUUUUGAUAUGUAAAUGUAUACAGACACAUGUCCUAUUUGCUUCAACAUAGACCUGUUUGAUCACUUCAACUUCAAAUAUCCCGUUCAGACCAGCUUUAAAUGUAUUUUAUAUGUUAGUGUCAAUUAGUUCUUAUUUUUCUACAGAUUUCUUAUAAAAACAUGUAUUUUUUUUUCAUUUUCAGCACACAUUUCACUUCCAGUUUUAGUAGAGAUGCACUGAUCUGGAUUUUCCUGGCUUCAUUUUGGGUUAGAUUCAAAAUGACUACUACUAUCAAAGAACCUGUAGAAUUUUUUUUUUUAUUUUAUUUGUUAUGGCCCUCAAGAAAUAAAUCAGAAUUGACAGAUCAGACUUCAAAGGUAACCUAAAAUCAGUAUCGCCCUGAAAAAUCCCGAUCGGUGCAUCUCUCCCUAACCAUUAUCUAUUUUAAAAAAAACAAAAGAGCACUGAAAAACAUUUUGAUGGUUCUGCAUUUAUGGGUGGAAAAUGGUGGAAGUUUUUAGUUUAAUGCAUUUAAUGAAUAGGACAUAAAACAAUAUUUUUCUAUGUUUGACCUGCUGAUCAUGGAACCAACCAUCCGAUCUUUGGAUGAUCAAUCGGCGCAUCUAUUUUAGCUCACUUACUUCUAGAAAAAUGUAUUGAGUGAAACUUUGUUUUAACUUGACUACAGCACCACGAGUGUUGUGCAAUCUACAUUCACAAUGAUCAUAUAGUUUUUCCAUCUACUUAUAGAAAAAUAAAAUCAGUUCAGUUUAAACACGGAUGUGUAAUAUUUAGAUUUGAUUUAAACCACAGAUGCAUUUCAUGAGGAAAAACUGAAAUGGAUUGAAAAUUGACAUUUCACUGCUGUUAUUUGCAGUUAAUAAACUAAAAAACUAUAUUUUUGAAAAUUUCAGCAUUUUACAGCCUAUGUGCAUUUAUCACUGUUUUUCAUGCAUCUAUAAAACUAGUUAAAUAUUGUGCGUUUUGAUUCGAAGCAUGCCAAUAUUUUUUAUUUGGAGUUUUAUAAGCACCGGCUGCUAGUUGCUGUUACAAUCAUCUACAUUUCUACACCUAUAAUAUGCUGAGCCUCAUCUGUUUUGAUCAAAAUGUGUGUUUUGGAGCAAUUAAAGGCUCACUCUGGUAUGCAAAGAGCUGGCUCUGUUAGCAUGUAGCCUACUGUAACGACAGUCGGUCUCAUUCCUUCAACACAGACACAUGUACCAGCGCAGAGGAAACACAGCCUGCUGUCUCUGUGUUACGAAUUGUCCUCCUGAGGUAUCGGUGCAAAGGUCACUGAUGGAAGAUGGAUGCUGGUCUUUACUGGUCAGGAAUCAGGAUAAGACUCUAAACCAGUGUUAGAACUUUAUGGGAAAAAAAAUAAUAAUUACAUUACGACGCUUUUCGUCUUUAUUUCACUCACCGCCUGCUUUUGCCUGAAAUCAAUCGUUAGAUUUUUAGGGGUCAGGAUGACUACGCCAUUGCCUUCAGUUUUAUAUUGUGCAGAAAAUUCAUACACAAACUCCAAUGUGCCAAUUGUGUCAAUGCAAUAACCUUUCAGACACUGUGGAGCUCUCAAGCGUUUCCUGUGAUUUUAUUGUACUUUUUUUUUUUUUCCCGAGCUGAAGUCUGGGGGUCGUGCUGCGUUUUAGCUGAACUAUACACUGUAGCAGACGAGCCAUGGAAAAACUUGCUGUUGUUUAGCGUUCACAUGUAGCUCGUUGCGAUGCGAUGGAUGUAGCAGGCGACGAUGCGGGUGUUGGAGAACAAGACUCGGGUUUGCUCGUGUUUAUUUAUCUCAUGCUAAAUUGCCUUACAUUUUCUGCUUCUGUUGGAGAACUUGUAUGAGGAAAACAAAGCUUUUUACUUGUAACGCAACUAUGUGAAUUUUGCUUUGUAAAUGGAGUUACAGUCAUUUAGCGUUUGGCUAUUCUAAUUUUCUCAUGAGCUAUUCAUAUGUGUGGGUGAGAGGCAAGUCUUUGUGGGUCCUGAUAACUAAUUGGUGAACCUCUGCAAAUAAAAGAGAAAAAUACAAA